AUGCCACCGGACUCCACGCCAGGCUGCUUCACUUGGAGUGCCCUAGAGGGGAGCAGAGUUGGCCCUAACAACGGCAAAGCAAGGGAGUGCUUUUAUGAGCAGGGUGGCUACAUCUUUCUGCCAACAUGGCAAAAAAUUGUAUUUGGAAUUGCUACUUCUGCUGGCUUUGCUUUAUUGGUGAUGUGCAUUGUCUUAGGUCCUUCAAGAGUUCAUAAUAAAGCUGAAGGAAGUACAACCAGAGCACUCACGUUGAAGGAUAUUUUAAAUGGGACAUUUUCUUAUAAAACCUUUUUUCCAUACUGGAUUUCAGGGCAAGAAUAUCUUCAUCAAUCUACAGAUAAUAACAUAAUAUUUUAUAAUAUUGAAACAGGAGAAUCCUAUAUCAUUUUGAGUAAUGCCACAAUGAAAAGUGUUAAUGCUACAAAUUAUGGCCUAUCACCUGAUCGACAAUUUGCAUAUCUAGAAAGUGAUUAUUCAAAGCUUUGGAGAUACUCUUACACAGCAACAUAUCACAUCUAUGACCUUAGGAAUGGGGAGUUUGUGAGAAGAAAUAGACUUCCCCGUCAAAUUCAGUAUUUAUGCUGGUCGCCUGUUGGUAGUAAAUUAGCAUAUGUCUAUCAAAACAAUAUCUAUUUGAAACAAAGACCAGAAGACCCACCUUUUCAAAUUACAUAUAAUGGAAGAGAAAAUAAGAUAUUUAAUGGAAUACCAGACUGGGUUUAUGAAGAGGAAAUGCUUGCUACAAAAUAUGCGCUCUGGUGGUCUCCUAAUGGAAAAUUUUUGGCAUAUGCAGAGUUCAAUGAUACAGAGAUACCAAUUAUUGCCUAUUCUUAUUAUGGAGAUGAACAAUAUCCUAGAACGAUUAAUAUUCCAUACCCAAAGGCUGGGGCUAAGAAUCCUGUUGUGCGGGUAUUUAUUAUUGAUACCACUUACCCUGAACAUGUAGGUCCCAGAGAGGUGCCAGUUCCAGCAAUGAUAGCUUCAAGUGAUUAUUAUUUCAGUUGGCUCACAUGGGUUACUGAUGGAAGAAUUUGUUUGCAGUGGCUAAAAAGAAUACAGAAUGUUUCCGUCUUGUCAAUAUGUGAUUUCAGGGAAGACUGGCAAACAUGGGAUUGUCCAAAGACUCAACAGCAUAUAGAAGAGAGCAGAACUGGAUGGGCUGGUGGAUUCUUUGUUUCAACACCAGUUUUCAGCUAUGAUGCCAUUUCAUACUACAAAAUAUUUAGCGACAAGGAUGGCUACAAACAUAUUCACUAUAUCAAAGAUACUGUGGAAGAUGCUAUUCAAAUUACAAGUGGCAAGUGGGAGGCCAUAAAUAUAGUCAGAGUAACACAGGAUUCACUCUUUUAUUCCAGCAAUGAAUUUGAAGGCUACCCUGGAAGAAGAAAUAUCUAUAGAAUUAGCAUUGGAAGCUAUCCUCCCAGCAAGAAGUGUGUUACUUGCUAUCUAAGGAAAGAAAGGUGCCAAUAUUACACAGCAAGUUUCAGCGACUACGCCAAGUACUAUGCACUCAUCUGCUAUGGCCCUGGUCUCCCCAUUUCUACCCUUCAUGAUGGCCGCACCGAUCAAGAAAUUAAAAUCCUGGAAGAAAACACGGAACUGGAAAUUGCUUUGAAAAAUAUUCAGUUACCAAAGGAGGAAAUUAAGAAAUUGGAAGUGGAUGAAAUUACUUUAUGGUACAAGAUGAUUCUUCCUCCUCAAUUUGACAGAUCAAAGAAGUAUCCCUUGUUAAUCCAAGUGUAUGGUGGUCCCUGCAGUCAGAGUGUAAGGUCUGUAUUUGCCAUUAGUUGGAUAUCUUAUCUUGCAAGUAAGGAAGGGAUAGUCAUUGCCUUGAUAGAUGGGCGAGGAACAGCUUUCCAAGGAGAUAAACUCCUCUAUGCAGUAUAUCGAAAACUGGGUGUGUAUGAAGUUGAGGACCAGAUCACAGCGGUCAGAAAAUUCAUAGAAAUGGGUUUCAUUGAUGAAAAAAGAAUAGCCAUAUGGGGCUGGUCCUAUGGAGGAUAUGUCUCAUCACUUGCCCUUGCAUCAGGAACUGGUCUUUUCAAAUGUGGCAUAGCAGUGGCUCCAGUCUCCAGCUGGGAAUAUUACGCAUCUAUCUACACAGAGCGAUUCAUGGGUCUUCCAACAAAGGAGGAUAAUCUGGAGCACUAUAAAAAUUCAACUGUGAUGGCAAGAGCAGAAUAUUUCAGAAAUGUAGACUAUCUUCUCAUCCACGGAACAGCAGAUGAUAAUGUGCACUUUCAAAACUCAGCACAGAUUGCUAAAGCUCUGGUUAAUGCACAAGUGGAUUUCCAGGCAAUGUGGUACUCUGACCAGAACCAUGGCAUAUCUGGCCUCUCCACAAAACACCUGUAUAACCACAUGACCCACUUCCUCAAGCAAUGUUUUUCUUUGACAGACUAAAAAAUUAGUAUGCAGAUACAAGCCUGGAUCACCAUCCUAACACUUGGUACAAAUGCCUCAGACUGUUUGCUUAUUUUACUCUUUAUGCUGUUAAAUAUUGUUAUAAACAAAUAAAGGAAUGCUGCCCUAAAGGCUGGGAAAAAAUUAGGAUGAUUCUGAAGUUCAGUCUCAAUAUUGUUUACAUUUUCUUGUACUCUGUGGAAGAAAAUGGAGCCUUACUGUUUUAUGUGGACAGUGUUUCUUUCCACCUUUCCACCUGAGGAAAAAUAUAAAACCAGAAGUUAUUUU
Sorex fumeus (smoky shrew) is the source of this 2691-nucleotide messenger RNA. RefSeq names its product fibroblast activation protein alpha (gene FAP). Gene Ontology annotation, molecular function: serine-type endopeptidase activity; dipeptidyl-peptidase activity. NCBI's taxonomy places the organism in Eukaryota, Metazoa, Chordata, Mammalia, Eulipotyphla, Soricidae. The transcript has 27 exons. The record is from RefSeq and is a predicted model, not a curated record. Bases 1 to 2403 code for a protein of 800 amino acids. Gene Ontology annotation, biological process: proteolysis.